Phytophthora nicotianae INRA-310 is the source of this 1260-nucleotide messenger RNA. RefSeq lists its product as hypothetical. The transcript is spliced from 2 exons. The record is from RefSeq and is a predicted model, not a curated record. Lineage: Eukaryota; Oomycota; Peronosporomycetes; Peronosporales; Peronosporaceae. Bases 1 to 1260 code for a protein of 419 amino acids.
AUGAGCGUCGCGAGCGACAUCGGUUGGCGGUUCAACGAUCGCGUGCACGAGAAACACCAACCGCUAGAGCUGAAAGACUGUGCCGCAAUCGAGAGCGCUAUGAGAGUAUCAGUGUCGGCGAGCGACAUGAGCGAAACAGUCGUAGUCCUCGAGGAAUCUGUGCGUUUUCGAAACGACCACGAAUGGGGGAAAGGAUGCCGCCUCGCGCGUCUCGGACAGUGGACCCCAAGUUUCAUCGAUCUCAUCAACAGCCGUGUCCUCGAUCGUAGCCAGAACCAUCAGCGCAACCAUCUUGAGUCGCCUGCACCGCUUGAAUACGACGAUCAUGACCCCGCGAUUGGCGCCAAUUCUGUGUUUGUGACGCCCGAAAACGUGACGCGCCUUGCAGUCAAAAACGCAUAUAUUUCAGAAACGGCAAGUAUGCUGCCGAGCAAUGUCUUCCCCGUACGUGUCCUCGCGAAUUUCAAAGGAGCGUUGAACGGUCUUAGCCGAAGUGACGUGCGGUAUGUUCUCCGCCUUCCAGACAACCGCUUCGGUCGAAUGGCCCCGUACCUGGAUCUCAUUCAUGGCAUGCCUGUCCAGAUCACUCAAAAUGUGGCCAAAACAAAAGGUGUAGCAAACGGCACGCUCGGCUGCCUCGAAGCAGUGCACUUUCCCAACGACACACAAUUCCGCCUGGUACGAGAUGGCGCGACGAACACGAUUGUCCAAAUGCCCAGUCGGUCUCCAGACUACGCCGUGCUUCGCGUGCCACACCGUCCUCACACGACAGCUAUUCGACCAGGAUUUGACCCGGAAUUGUUUCCGGUGUUCUACGCGACUGAAGCGUACCAGAAAGUGACCAUUACGCUUCCAAAGGCGCCCGACGGCCGCACACGGGCGAUCACAGUCAAACCACAGCAGCUACCCUUCGUCUGUGCCAUCGGCUCCACCGUGUACAAAGUUCAAGGCGAGACUCUCCACUCGAUGGUUGUUAUGGACUGGAAAUCCAAACAGAGCGCCGUCAACAAACCGCAGCAAACGUAUCUGCUUGUAUCCCGCGUAACAUCCCGAGAUGCACUGCUCGCAUUAAAUCCAUUUACCAACGACCUAGCCGCGUGGUCGAAGCCACCUGCACCUGCACUAAACGAAGAAGAACGGCUCUGCCGCCUCAGCAACAUCACCUUGAAAAAAUUUCAGCAAUCGCUGUCUGCUAACGCGACCACCACCACAACCGAAACGGGUCUUCCGGAUAACGCCGCCUUCGGAUCUUCCGAAUAA